GGGAGAUCAGCCGGUAGCCUUGGGGUGAAAAAUGACAGACUCUGUUGCUGCUAAUGGGGAAGGAAAGGACCCUGAAAUUGAGCUCUUUGUGAAGGCUGGAAUAGAUGGAGAAAGCAUUGGGAACUGCCCGUUCUCCCAGCGUCUCUUCAUGAUCCUCUGGCUCAAAGGAGUUGUGUUCAAUGUCACCACUGUUGACCUGAAAAGAAAGCCAGCUGACCUACACAAUCUGGCUCCUGGGACCCACCCACCUUUCUUGACUUUUAAUGGAGAAGUCAAGACAGAUGUUAACAAGAUUGAGGAAUUCUUGGAAGAGACUCUCGCACCUCCAAAGUACCCUAAGCUGGCUGCCAAGCACCGGGAAUCAAACACUGCUGGAAUUGAUAUAUUUUCCAAAUUUUCUGCAUACAUCAAAAACACCAAGCAGCAGGAUAAUGCUGCCCUUGAAAAAGGUUUGGUGAAGGCUCUGAAGAAGCUGGAUGACUAUCUGAGAACCCCUCUGCCAGAGGAGAUUGAUGCAGACAGCACUGAAGAGGAGAAAGUGUCUAAACGCAAGUUUCUGGAUGGAGAUGACCUGACCCUUGCUGACUGCAAUCUUCUGCCCAAGCUCCAUGUUGUCAAGAUUGUUGCAAAGAAAUACCGCAACUUUGAGUUCCCAGCAGAGAUGACAGGGCUGUGGCGGUACCUGAAGAACGCGUACGCCAGGGAUGAGUUCACCAACACCUGUGCAGCUGACAAGGAAAUUGAGCAAGCUUACGCAGAUGUGGCCAAGCGGCUCAGCAAGUCCUAAGUGACCUCAGUUGUGGCUCAGUAUCCCCUUUUACAGACUCUUCUCCUUGUUGCCUUAAGAUAUACUUUGUUGUUAUGCUAUCUGGUUGGCAUCCUUAUGACUUCAUCUGUUCAAGUGUAUUGGUAAGGGACAAAUCUGCUCCUCCCUUGAGGAAAGAGAAGGCAGCUCUAGUGUGGGAUCAUGGAGACCCUUUGAAAUCUGAACCUAAGAUCUUGCUCAACUAGUAUUAUUUGCAAUCAGUAUUUGAAAUUAAUCCACUUUAAUAGAUUCUUUUUUCAUGUUGGGGUAUAUCAUCACCUGUA
Messenger RNA from Melopsittacus undulatus (budgerigar), 1089 nucleotides. RefSeq names its product chloride intracellular channel 5 (gene CLIC5). The record is from RefSeq and is a predicted model, not a curated record. The coding region runs from base 32 to 787 and encodes 251 amino acids. Lineage: Eukaryota; Metazoa; Chordata; Aves; Psittaciformes; Psittaculidae. The transcript has 6 exons.